AAUAAGGAUCGACAGCUCUGUAUGAGAGAUUGUGAAACUAUAUCUAUACACCGUUUGCAGAUUUGGAUUUUUAAUGAAAGGAAACAUUUACGUCUGACGUAAAUGCUAGCAAAACUACCCAACAUGAACUAGGUCAAACAAACUUUAAAACUAUUUACACAAUCGAUAACACGUAGAUAGUGUAUACAGGCUGACACGCCACACCAGUAUCUAAUUCUCAGGACUAGACGGAAGGUCGAAACAACAGAGAGGCCAUGUUGGAUUUUAAGUAAAGUUCUCGUGUGAUCCCGGCGUCAGAAAUGCAUCCCCGGCGCAGUGCUCAGGAAGUCCUACUGUGUGACCUCUGUGAAACUGUCCCCCUACAGAGUCAUUGUGAACUUUGUAAUAUAAAUCUCUGUGUUAACUGUGUAGGAAAACAUCUCUCAGAUGCCUCUAAAAGACACAAUGUCGUGCCCCAAUUACGUAGAAAGGCUACCCCUAACUACCCAAAAUGUCCGAAACACGCUAAAAAACACUGCGAACUUCACUGCGAGGAAUGCAACAUUCCUAUCUGUAUUAUCUGCGUCUCCUCAAGUAAACACAAAGGUCACGAUAUAUCAGAUAUUAUGGGAAAACUCAGCGCUAAAACAGAAAGUUUACAAAAAGAUCUGGAAGAACUGGAGAUGAGAAUUUAUCCGCGAUAUGAAGAAAUGGCGUCCGAGGUCAAGACGGAGAAAGUCGAAUUAGAAACAAAGUAUGGGGAACUGACCACAGCUGCUGACCAACAAGGAGAACUCCUACAACGGGAAAUCACCGCCAUUGUCAACCGACGGAAAUCCGACAUUCAGGAGAUGAAAAACAUACAACUAUCUAUCCUGAAUAAAAAUACAGAUGAAAUCACACAGAAAAUGUCGGAACUCAAACAGAUUAUUUCCGACUUGAAAUCAACCCUAAAAUCAAAUGACGUCUCCUUAACCUCUAGUUACAAAUCUAGGAAUUCCGAGUUUAGAACAUUACCGCCUAGAGUCCAAGUUACAGUACCCAGUUUUUCUCCUCAGAAAAUAAACAAAGUUCAGCUCAAUGAAAUGUUUGGUCCUCUGUCGCCAUUAUCCAUUAACACAGAACAUGGCGACACAAUGAAGUCAGCAGAAGCUGUAUCGUCUCCUCCAGUCAAACCACUGCUUGAUGACCCGUGCCUCACCGCCGCCAUAGACACUGGGUAUGACAGACUAUACAGUGUUAGCUGUCUGAGUGAAGAUCAAGUCUGGACACGCGGGAAUAACGAAAUCAUGAAGCUCCUCAACCUCCAGAGUAAACUACUGACAUCAAUACAAACCGAGUCAGGGAACGAACCAUGGGACAUAGCAGUGACACGGGACGGAGAUCUUGUUUAUACUGACCCUAGUAUUAAAACUGUGAAUUUAGUUAAACAUAAACAGAUACAGACCGUGAUCACACUACAGGGGUGGAUACCUCGCUAUAUCUGCAGUACCGCCUCUGAUGGUUUUCUGCUUACCAUGAUCAGUGAUGAUGAAAAACAAUCCAAAGUCGUGCGUUACUCCGGCUCCACAGUGACACAAACCUUUCAGUUUGAUGAUCAGGGUCGUCCUCUCUAUUCAUCUGGUUGUAAUAAAUACAUCAGUGAGAAUAGGAACCUGGAUAUCUGUGUGGCUGACUGUGGAGCUAAAACUGUAGUAGUGGUCAAUCAGUCAGGAAAACUCCGAUUUAAAUACACUGGUCAUCCCUCUAAUACCAAGAAAUCAUUUGAUCCAGUCGGCAUCACUACAGACAGUCAGAGUCACAUCCUGACAGCAGACUGUUACAAUCACCGUAUCCACAUCCUAGAUCAGGACGGACAGUUCCUCCGUUAUAUUCACUGUGAUUUAGACUGGCCAUGUGGUUUAUGUGUGGACAUCAGAGACAACCUCUUUGUGGCUGAGUUACACACUGAUAAAGUGAAGAAAAUCCAAUAUCUAUAAACACAGUGUUAGUUACACAGUUUGUCACGGUGUUAAUUACACAGCUCUACACAGUGUUAAUUACACAGGUUUACACAGUGCUAAUUACACAGCUCUACACAGUGUUAAUUACACAGGUUUACACAG
This is a messenger RNA of Ostrea edulis (European flat oyster), 2084 nucleotides long. RefSeq names its product pyrin-like. Gene Ontology annotation, biological process: protein polyubiquitination; proteasome-mediated ubiquitin-dependent protein catabolic process; negative regulation of translation. The record is from RefSeq and is a predicted model, not a curated record. Bases 300 to 1958 code for a protein of 552 amino acids. The transcript has 2 exons. Gene Ontology annotation, molecular function: ubiquitin protein ligase activity; translation repressor activity; zinc ion binding. Lineage: Eukaryota; Metazoa; Mollusca; Bivalvia; Ostreida; Ostreidae.